This is a messenger RNA of Polypterus senegalus (gray bichir), 3568 nucleotides long. Its product is annotated as brain and acute leukemia cytoplasmic protein-like. The record is from RefSeq and is a predicted model, not a curated record. Gene Ontology annotation, cellular component: cytoplasm. The transcript has 3 exons. Bases 436 to 936 code for a protein of 166 amino acids. Lineage: Eukaryota; Metazoa; Chordata; Cladistia; Polypteriformes; Polypteridae.
GUAAUGAUCUGUCAUAACGCUUUUUUAUUAUUGCGUGCGCAGUACGUUGCAUUGUUACCUGGCACAUUGUUGUCUUUUUUUGAGAUGGAAGUAGGGAUUCUUUUUCGAUUGCACCCACUGUGUAAGACACCGCCUCCCUCCUCACAAUUCUCCACACACGUGAAUUUACACACGCACGCCUCCACAGCAGUCGCUUCUGUUGGUUUUGAACUGAUGCUCUACGCAUCCCUAUGACGUCAACAUGACUCUUUUCGGAGGAGAGAAGAGCAACGCAAUGGACUGCACAUAUAAACCUGACUGAGCUUUGAAAUAAAGCAACACCCAGGACAGGGCGUAAUGCCUGCGAAAAUCAAACGGCGGUUAUGAUGGUUCAGAACUCGCUGAAUAGAAUCUACACUGCAGCAGACAUUUGUUAGAGAACAUUGGGGCACAGUGAUGGGUUGUGGGGGAAGCCGUGCUGAUGCCAUCGAGCCACGCUACUACGAAAGCUGGACCAGGGAGACAGAAUCUACGUGGCUCACCAACACGGACACUGAACCUCAGAUGUCUACUCUUACCUGCGGAGCUAAUGGUUAUUCGGAAAACGGGAUUCACAGCAUCAGGGAGCACGGAGCUCUUGUUACAGGCAAGGCAGAAGGUGGAAGGCAAAAUCAGAAUUAUGUCACAGUGUCUUCAACUACAAAUAACAAAGAAAAGAAAACAGUUAAUACGGGCACACAAUGUAGUAAAACACCUUUGUAUGCAACGUCUGUGACAUCUACUCAGAAGAGAAUGCUGUUCCAGUCAGAUGAUGGAUCAACAGUGCAUCAAGAGAAGUCUCAAGCCAGGAAGUCAAUAACAAUCCUGCAGAAGACAUCUGGAACGACAACACAAACAGAAAGACUUCAGAGAAAUAUGUCCCUUAAAAAUGGCAGCAAAGUCCCUGCAAAGAACUGAGGGUUGUAAGGAUCAUCCCUUUCCUUAAAAUUAAUGAAAAUCAAUUUAGGAUAGAAAGAGCAAAAUAUGAUUACUGUAUUGUUGCUCUGUCUUUGGUGAUGCUUCAGCCAUUUUUAUAUUUUACAUCUAUUUUUAAGGAAAUUAAAAAUGAGCUAAACAGAAGCAUAUGGAUGAAAGAUUGUAAAUACAGCAAAUGAUUAGAAGAAAAGCUAGUAAGUAGUAACAGCUGAGUGCCUUCAGGAGCCACAAAAGGAAUGAGGCUUCUGUAACAUCCCACAAACCUGGGACCUGUGAGAACAGUUUUAGAUAUGCCAAAGUACCAAAUUACUUAUAUAACCUUAAAAGAUUCUAAGAUACUUAAAAUAUUGUAAACAAUCAUUUUCUUUCAUAAAUUGAUUAAUGUAAUAUGAUAUAUGUUUCUGUAAUAUAAAACAAGACAUUUUUAUGUAUAUGUUUAUAUAAUAUAUACUGUAUGUAUAGCGAGAGAGAAAGAGAGAACUAAGGUAAGUCAAAAAGUAUCUGUCUUUUUCAACAGUCUCUGAGAGCAAUUACAGCAAUUAAACAGUCACACACUUCUUUGCCAAAGCCAUGUCAUGGCCAUGUUCAGUAUUGGCAGCAGCAGUUAACUUACAUUGUUCAUGACAUACACUCAUGCAACCAUUCUUGAACUUUUCAUUCCGUUAGUAGACAUUUUGCUGAGGUAUAUAUUUCUUUAGAUUCUGUGUUGAAGAUCAACAAUGGUCAAUUCAGUUCAAUUAAUUUUCACUAUAACAACUGCAGAAAUACGAAAAAAACAUACAGUAGUUAUUUAAUAAUACAGUAAGUAGUUUUAUAUGUGUAUUGAUGAAUAAGAGCAACAUGCGUCAGAAUGCACAAUGUGAAAAUAGUCCCAUUUUGUUUUCGCUGAAAGAUUUGACCUUCAACUGGACCUGUAUUCUCCAAAGUUCUAGAAUUUUAAACUGUAACUAUGACCAUCAAAUACUCCAUUAAGUCAAGUUAUAAAUGUGCAGAUGCUGUGCUGAAAACUCUGGGGCUGAAACACUAUUUCGAUGUGAUUUCCAUUAACUUUGUACAUCUGAAUUUUGCCUUUUGUCUCUUUGUCUUUUAUCUGAACCCACUUUUCCCAUGGCACAAGACAAGAGCACUACCUGAGUAGCAUACUGAUUCUUAUGCAAACACACCUUAAUGUAAUAAAAUAAUUUACAAGGCUAUGAUUUCUUUUGUUUUCUUUGUGUUCAAAGUGCUGGUAUUAGGGCUCCUUUUGUGGAGACUGGUCUAUGUUCAAAACUGCAGGAGGCAGCACAUUGAAACACACAGAUAUUGUUUUUUGAUCAGCAAAUGUUAGGCAUGAUUUCCAUUUUAAAUAUUCCAUGACGUCACAUUUCUUUUCUCAACAUGCCAUGCUGCAGAUAAUAUUUUGUGUUUUACUGCCAGAUUCCAGUAAAUGUAGACACUAUCCACACUUACAUGCUAGUUUGGCACUGAAUAUACUAAUUCAUCCAUCUAUAUACUUAAUUUGAUUAUUCAAUUUUUAGGACUGUAGAGCACUGGGGCCUAAUCCUGAAAUUACACAUUCCAAAACAGAGCAGACUUUCAAUAGCAUCCAUGUUAGCUCAAACCAACACACAAAGAACUACCAGUUAACUUAAUUUGAAUGAUUUUUGCAUGUGGAAGAAAGCUGGAGUACCUGAAGAAAACCCGUGCAGAAAAUACAAACUACACAGAUAGCUACUCUGCAGGAACUGAAAUUCAGACCCAUAAAAUUAAGGAACAGAUUGAUUAUCUGCUACUUCAUCAUGUACUGCAAAUAUGAUCCUAGCCAAUAAGCCACUUAUUGAUUGAAAGUAAAGUUUAAACAAAAAAGUCACUUAUCUGUUGAUACAAGGAUUGUCAGUUCUAGUCCUUUACAUUUUCUAUAAUUUAGGAACAGUAGUUCUUUUUUUUUACAUUUAUGUUUUUGCUGUUGAAAAUCAGCACUCAAACUAUGUAGAGUAUACUAAUUUUUAACAUCUUGAACAACUCAAUGAUAACACAACUGAGCUUAUUUGGUGACAUUUUACUUUAGGUAUCCAUUAUAAAGCAACGAUAAACAGUCUAUGAACAAUUAAUUAUUAGACUUUUGCAGUAUGUUGUUGUCAUUAAUGGUAUUUUUAUCAUGUUAAAGACACUUGUAAUAUAUUAUGUAACAUGUGAACUGUUAGAAGCAGCUUACAAUAGAUAACUAAAGUUAUUACUGCUUUUUUUUGUUUUGUACUGGAGUCUGCAAACCAAAUAUCACAGUAAAUACUGCAUGAAAAGAAGUGCAAGAUAUUUCCAUAGGUAAAACUGCUAAAAGCUUAACAAUAUAUUGCAUUUUAAUUAUUUUUUUUCUUAACCCUAUAACAGACAGGAAUCAUGGCAGCAUUGACUGUUCCACCUUUUGUUCAGUAUCUAAGCUUUAACGUUACUGCUAUGAAUCACCUUUUCACUCUGCCAUUAAAUAUGUAAGCUGAUUCUGAAUAGUAAAAUUCAUCCCAUGUAAUAUUAAUUAACUCUGUUCAUAAGUAUCUUAAAUGUUUUGUUAUUGUGCUGGAAAUCCAAUAUCAAGUAUGUAAGCAUGUUUAAAAAAUUAAUAAAAAAAAUGCUUCCUCCA